This is a messenger RNA of Morone saxatilis (striped sea-bass), 1741 nucleotides long. It is a transcript of the gene aida, whose product is annotated as axin interactor, dorsalization associated. Gene Ontology annotation, cellular component: membrane. NCBI's taxonomy places the organism in Eukaryota, Metazoa, Chordata, Actinopteri, Moronidae. Gene Ontology annotation, molecular function: phosphatidylinositol binding. Gene Ontology annotation, biological process: determination of ventral identity. The record is from RefSeq and is a predicted model, not a curated record.
UGCACGCAGUCGAAGGAAGAGUUCAAGUUGGAGGAACUGAAGAAACUGGAAACCAUAAUUCAAAAUAUACUGACCUACAACAAAGAAUUUCCCUUUGAUGUCCAGCCAGUGCCCUUAAGGAAAAUCCUCGCUCCAGGUGAGGAGGAGAACCUGGAGCUGGAGGAGGAGGAGGAUGCUGCAGCAGGAGCAGGUUCUACGGAAGCUUUCCCCCCACGAGCCCCUGCUUCGCAAGGUACCUUGUUGCCACGGUUACCCUCUGAGCCCGGGAUGUCACUGCUUACAAUCAAGAUUGAAAAAAUUGGCCUGAAGGAUGCCGGUCAAUGCAUCGAUCCCUACAUGACCAUUAGUGUCAAAGAUAUGAACGGUGUAGACUUGAACCCAGUGCAGGACACCCCCGUGGCCACCAGGAAGGAAGAUACCUACAUUCACUUCAGUGUGGAUGUGGAGAUCCAGAGACACGUGGAGAAAUUACCCAAAGGAGCAGCUAUCUUCUUUGAAUUUAAGCACUACAAACCUAAAAAGAGGUUCACCAGCACAAAAUGUUUCGCCUUCAUGGAAAUGGACGAGAUCAAACCCGGCCCCAUCGUAAUCGAGCUCUACAGGAAGCCCACAGACUUCAAGAGAAAGAAACUGCAGCUUCUAACAAAGAAACAACUCUAUCUCCAUCUUCAUCAGACGUUACACAAGGACAGCUAAGUCGGAGCACGCCUCGAACUUUAAACCACCUCUUUUAAUCUCUCUUACAUCCACAUCCAGCAAAAUGUGGUGUUCCACCUCAUCGCAUCCAGCAAUACUAAAUCGAGGUUGUAGUCUUUUUUUAUUUUUUUUAUCCACGAGUAUAUGAAGAACAUAAAGAGAACUGAGCCAAACAUUAGUCAGCUCAGCUCCGAAUGCCACAUUAGUUUUGCAUUUUUUUAUAUUCCUUUAAAUUUUGUUGUCGAGCGUGUAUCUGGUCUGUUGCUAAAACCCUUAAAAAAAAGUCAGUUUUGAUUGGUUGCAGAUGCAGGGGUGUCUUAUUACAGCAGGAUUGUGUUAAAGCAGUUAAACCAUCUCAUCUCCAGUCUUCCUUAACUCGCUGAUGUCGGAGGGAGGGGGGGAAACGGGUCGUGACGCGAGUUGUUGCAGGUGUUUUAAUGCAGUUAUUGUAUUGCUCACGAGCGUAUUCAGUGUGAGCAUUUGGUCGCGGGCCAGAUGUUUCGAGACCAGUUUGUUUCCAAGCAAGAAACACAGUGUUUAUCACCUGCCAGAAAGUGUUUAUUUUAAUUAAUUAAUUGAUAUUAGUGUUACUUUGCAGAUUUUAUGUAUGCAGUUGUAUUUGACCGGUGCUUACGUGAGUCUAGAGGAUACGUCUUUAUUGGCAGUCAAAGAACAACAAUCUCGGACUGACUUUUUAAGAAUCGUCUCUCUCUUGUAUUGUUACUCAAAAAAGUAACAUUUUUUUUUAAAUGAAGUUGCAUGUAACUUUGUUUUCAUUCUGACUUUGCAGAUGUUCUUCGUCACUAAAAACAUCUACAUUGUAAUAUUUGAUUUUAGAUUUUAUUUUUGUAAUGUCACAAUAUUCAGGACUGUAAAUUAACUGUAAGAUACACUAACUGAUGAAUAUACAGUCACUGUGUGUCUGUAUGAAGCACUACGAUGUGGUAGGACUGAGACCUGUGGAAUGUUUUAGUUUCGAUGACAGACUGAGGGGAAUUGUAUCAUUUACAAUGCUAUUAAUUUCUAAUAAACUACAAAUGAAGCA